Lethenteron reissneri (Far Eastern brook lamprey) is the source of this 1071-nucleotide messenger RNA. It is a transcript of the gene SNRPE, whose product is annotated as small nuclear ribonucleoprotein polypeptide E. Gene Ontology annotation, biological process: mRNA splicing, via spliceosome. NCBI's taxonomy places the organism in Eukaryota, Metazoa, Chordata, Hyperoartia, Petromyzontiformes, Petromyzontidae. Gene Ontology annotation, molecular function: RNA binding. The record is from RefSeq and is a predicted model, not a curated record. Gene Ontology annotation, cellular component: spliceosomal complex.
GCAGAGGGCGCUCCCGUCGUGCCCCGCGCUUCCGCCCGCCAUUUAGCACGCGUGGAGCGCGCGCUUAUCAGCGGCGCUUAACACAAUUUUUGGUUUAAUAUACGUCAAGUGUAUUCAUAUUUAGAUUAUUUUCUUCAGCUCUCGAGCAGCAAGAACACCCCGCGUGCGGCCAUGGCGUACCGCGGGCAGCCCAAGGUGCAGAAGGUGAUGGUGCAGCCGAUCAAUUUGAUCUUCAGAUAUCUACAAAACAGGUCCCGGAUACAGAUCUGGCUGUACGAGCAGGUCAACAUGAGGAUCGAGGGCUGCAUUAUUGGCUUUGACGAGUACAUGAACCUGGUGCUGGAUGACGCCGAGGAGAUCCACAUGAAGACGAAAGCGCGCAAACCCCUCGGGCGCCUAAUGCUGAAAGGAGACAACAUAACGCUGAUCCAGAGCGUGGCUGGAUGAAAUUCGGCGCUACUGAAACCACCAUGCAGCCACGCACAUCGCACCCACCUACUCCAUGCCCACUGCCACAACACCGCUCGCCACAAUCGCCGCACACGCACCCACCUAUUACGCAUCUUCAACUCGCCAACUUUACGCACUGAUUACGCAUCCCUCGGCACACCUGCAUCACUCUCGCCAAACGAACCUUUGCGCUACUCGCCUCCAAAAUUUAAAAUCCACCCUCAAUACUAAAUCCAUGCCUACUUUCAGACUACAUCUAAGUUGCUCAUCCUCACUACAUCAAAUCUCACCGUACAGUCACAAGUCAGCCUCGACUGCAACUGCAAUCGACCUCAUCACUUGCUCCGAGCUCACUGAGCAUGCCGCUCGUCAUAUUUUCCACAGUGCAUCCACCAUUGCCGAACACCACAUCGCACAUUCAUCACACUUAGAGCCGGCUCGCCCCAUUCCCACACGCCCCACAACCCUAUUUUGAGUUUUACAUCCACCGCGAGUCUGCGUUUCCAUUAGAUGGAUUUUGUACACGUUCCGUCAGUCCUUGUGUGUAUGCGAGCCACUGGUGUGCGUUGGGAAGUCCACAGUUCACCAAUCGGUGCGUUUUCAAUUAAACUUUCAUUUUUA